GCAACCCGCCAGAAAAACUAAAAGAAGAAGAAGUAGCACAAGGAGGCGCUGUUGCACCAACAAGAUCGCAGUCUGCUUCCCGGCCUGUCGCCUUUGCAGCACAGAAAGAUAAACUAACGUACACAAUUUGAUAAUUUCUGAGCUGAAACCUUCUAAACCGUCAAGAGAAGAGGUGGCCUCUUCUGUGCCAUGGCGGACAUCAAGAACUUCCUGUAUGCUUGGUGCGGGAAGAAUAAGUUAACCCCAAACUACGACAUCCGAGCUGCAGGCAACAAAAACAGAUUCCUGUGUGAAGUGCGAGUGGAUGGCUACAACUACACGGGCAUGGGCAACUCCACCAACAAGAAGGACGCCCAGACCAACGCAGCACGGGACUUUGUCAACUACCUUGUUCGAGCUGGAAAGAUGAACGCGGCUGAGGUGCCGGCUCUGGGCCAGGUGAGCGUGGUUGAUAGUGUGGGCGGUCCAGAUGGCCAGCAGUCUGAGGGAGGAAACAAUGUCCCGUUGGGAAAUCUGCCGUCCGGUGGUCCUCUGCCUCCUCACCUGGUAGUGAAGGCAGAACAAGAUGCAGCCAGCACUCCAUUCACACAUGGAACUAUGGUUCCAGAUGGGACUGGACUGGGCAACUCUGGAGGAGGUGCUGAUUGGGAGCGAGGUGCCAACUUGAAGGAAUACUACGCCAAGCGAGAUGAACAGGAAGCUCAGGCGACUUUGGAGUCAGAAGAGGUGGACCUGAACGCUGGUCUCCAUGGUAACUGGACACUGGAGAAUGCCAAGGCCCGUCUGAACCAGUUCUUCCAGAAGGAGAAAACCAGCGCUGAGUAUAAAUACAGCCAAGUUGGGCCGGACCACAACAGGAGCUUCAUCGCUGAGAUGCAGCUUUUCGUCAGGCAUCUGGGUCGACGUGUGACCGCUCGAGAGCAUGGCUCCAACAAGAAGCUGGCAGCCCAGUCCUGUGCCCUGUCUCUGGUGCGCCAGUUGUACCACCUGGGAGUGAUUGAGGCCUAUUCUGGAGUCACCAAGAAGAAGGAAGGAGAAACUCUGGAUGUCUUUGACGUGAUUGUGACGCCCGACCUUCAGCUGCAGCUGAGCGGGGUCGUCCAGGAGCUCGGAGUCGAGAUCCCGCCACCUCCUGCAAACCCAGAUACCCCGGUGUCUCUGAUUCCAAUGAAGAUGGCGACAUUUGAGCCCUCUCAGCGGCAGAGCGCCGCCGGUGUGGUGCCGUGGUCGCCCCCGCAAGUCAACUGGAAUCCGUGGACCAGCAGCAACAUCGAUGACGGGCCACUGGCCUUUAUCACUCCGGAGCAGAUCAGCAAAGACCUUCAUGACGAACUGAUGUAUCAGCUGGAACACGACGACAACCUGCAGAAGAUGCUGAUGGAUCGCGACCAGCUGCCUGUCAAACAGUUUGAAGAUGAGAUCAUGGAAACGUUAGACAACAACCCGGUGGUGAUCAUCAGAGGAGCGACGGGCUGCGGCAAGACCACACAGGUCCCUCAAUACAUCCUUGACCGCUUCAUCAAGUCAGGCCGAGCUUCCGACUGCAACAUCGUGGUCACCCAGCCCAGACGCAUCAGCGCUGUGUCCGUGGCUGAGCGUGUGGCUGUGGAGAGAGGAGAAGAUCUGGGAAAGAGCUGUGGCUACAGCGUCCGCUUCGAGUCUAUCCUCCCUCGGCCUCACGGCAGCAUCCUCUUCUGCACCGUUGGUGUGCUCCUGCGGAAACUUGAGGCGGGAAUCCGAGGCAUCAGUCACGUCAUUGUGGAUGAAAUCCACGAGAGAGACAUCAACACGGACUUCCUGAUGGUGGUCCUCAGAGAUGUAGUUCAGGCUUUUCCAGAAGUACGCAUCCUCCUCAUGUCCGCCACCAUCGACACCAGUAUGUUCCGAGAGUACUUUUUCAACUGUCCAAUCAUUGAGGUUUUUGGACGCACCUUCUCCGUCCAAGAGUAUUUCCUGGAGGAUAGCAUCCAGAUGACCAACUUCAUCCCCCCCCCGCCUGACCGCAAGAAGAAGGACAGAGAUGAGGAAGGAGGAAAGGACGAGGACACCAACUGUAACCUGAUCUGUGGGUCUGACUACUCGCCGGAGACCAAGCGCUCGAUGGCGCUGAUGAAUGAGAAGGAGAUGUCCUUUGAGCUGGUCGAAGCUCUUCUCAAGUACAUAGAGACUUUGCAGGUGUCAGGCGCUGUGCUCAUCUUCCUUCCUGGCUGGAACCUCAUCCAUGCCAUGCAGCGCCACCUAGAAUGCAAUCCCCACUUUGGGAGUAGCCGGUACCGGGUCCUCCCGCUUCACUCGCAGAUCCCUCGAGAAGAACAGAGGCUGGUUUUUGAUCCCGUCCCUGACAACAUACGCAAGGUGAUCUUGUCCACCAACAUCGCAGAGACCAGCAUCACCAUCAAUGAUGUGGUCUACGUCAUCGACUCCUGCAAACAGAAAGUGAAGCUGUUCACAUCGCACAACAACAUGACCAACUACGCCACCGUCUGGGCCUCCAAGACCAACCUGGAGCAGAGGAAAGGCCGUGCGGGCAGAGUUCGAGCCGGGUUCUGCUUCCAUCUCUGCAGUCAAGCACGAUUUGAACGACUGGACACUCACAUGACUCCUGAGAUUUUUCGGACGCCGCUACAUGAAGUGUCUUUGAGUAUCAAGCUGCUGAGGCUUGGCGCCAUCGGACACUUCCUGUCUAAAGCCAUCGAGCCGCCGCCACUGGACGCGGUCAUUGAGGCAGAACACACUCUUAGAGAACUGGACGCGCUGGACACGAACGACGAACUGACUCCGCUCGGCCGCAUCCUGGCCCGGCUGCCCAUCGAGCCUCGUCUGGGGAAGAUGAUAAUCAUGGGCUGCAUUUUCCAUGUCGGCGACGCCAUGUGCACCAUCUCGGCCGCUUCCUGCUUCCCGGAACCCUUCAUCAACGAGGGAAAGCGUUUGGGCUUCGUCCACAGGAACUUUGCAGGCACCCGCUUCUCGGACCACGUGGCACUGUUGUCUGUUUUUCAGGCGUGGGACGACGUCAGGAUAAACGGCGAGGAAGCCGAGGGUCGUUUCUGUGAACACAAACGUCUCAACAUGGCCACCCUGAGGAUGACCUGGGAAGCAAAAGUCCAGCUGAAGGACAUCUUGGUCAACGCUGGAUUUCCUGAAGGGAGUCUGAUGACCCAGAUGUUCAACCCUGUUGGACCAGACAACAAUUUGGACCUGGUGGUGUCCCUGCUGACAUACGGCGCCUAUCCUAAUGUUUGCUUCCACAAGGAAAAGCGCAAGAUCCUGACCACCGAAGGCCGCAACGCCCUCAUCCACAAGUCAUCUGUCAACUGCCCUUUCAGUAACCAUGACAUGACCUACCCGUCGCCGUUCUUUGUCUUCAGCGAGAAGAUUCGGACACGAGCGAUCUCGGCCAAAGGGAUGACGCUCGUCAGCCCUCUGCAGCUGUUGCUGUUUGCCUGCAAGAAGGUCACCUCCGACGGCGAUGUGGUGGAGCUGGACGACUGGAUCAAGCUGAGAAUCCCUCAUGAGUCGGCGGGCCACAUCCUGGCUCUAAGGGCUGCGUUGGAGGCUCUGGUGGUGGAAGUGACCAAAGAUCCCGACUACAUCUCUCAGUUGGAUCAGACCAACCAGCGCCUGCUCAACCUCAUCCGACACAUCUCCAAACCCAGCGCUGCCGGAAUCAACUUAGUAGCCGGCAACCAGAGGAUGGGGGACGGCCCUCGUCCGCCCAAAAUGGGCCGUUUUGAUGGAGGGGGCGGAAGAGGCAAUCAGGGAGGUGGUGGCUACAGAGGGGGUGGCGGCUACAGAGGAGGUGGCGGCUACAGAGGGGGCGGCGGCUACAGAGGGGGCGGCGGUGGCGGUUACAGAGGGGGCGGCGGUGGCGGCUAUGGAGGCGGGGGUAAUUAUGGCGGAGGAGGUGGUUACAGGGGAGGUGGUUAUGGAGGGGGUGGGUACGGCGCAGGUAGGGGCGGUCCUCGAGGAGGCUACAGAGGUUAUUAA
Molecule: messenger RNA, 3987 nt
Organism: Entelurus aequoreus (snake pipefish)
Lineage: Eukaryota; Metazoa; Chordata; Actinopteri; Syngnathiformes; Syngnathidae
Gene: dhx9
Product: DEAH (Asp-Glu-Ala-His) box helicase 9
Exons: 28
Coding region: 190-3987 (1265 amino acids)
Biological process (GO): positive regulation of transcription by RNA polymerase II; regulation of mRNA processing
Cellular component (GO): ribonucleoprotein complex; intracellular anatomical structure; nucleolus
Molecular function (GO): ATP binding; 3'-5' DNA helicase activity; 3'-5' DNA/RNA helicase activity
Source: RefSeq, a predicted model, not a curated record